AUGCCUUUCGCCAAGAGGAUCGUGGAGCCGCAGUGGCUGUGCCGGCAGCGGCGCCCGGCGCCCGGCCCGGCGGAGGACGCUAACGGAGGCAGCGCUGAGCCGCCGCCGCCCCUGCAACCGCCGGACCGACGGGACGAGGCCGUGGCGCCGGGGCCGGAGGAUCCCACCCGCGCGCCUCCCGGGCCGCCGCCGCCGCCGCCGCCCCUGCCCGCGCCGACCGACCAGGCGCAGCCGCCGCACGGCGAGGCGCCAGCAGCGGGCGAGGAGAGCGCGGCGGGGGUCGCGGAGGCGGCGUCCGCGGCUGGCGAGGCCACCUCGGCGGCAGCCGCGGCCGUGCUGCUCAUGCUGGACCUGUGCGCGGUCAGCAAUGCCGCGCUGGCCCGCAUCCUCCGGCAGCUCUCGGACGUGGCCCGGCACGCGUGCAGCCUCUUCCAGGAGCUCGAGAGCGACAUCCAGCUGACCCACCGCCGCGUCUGGGCGCUGCAGGGCAAGCUCAGCAGCGUGCAGCGCGUCCUUGGCACGCUGGACCCCAAGCAGGAGGCAGUGCCCGUCUCCACCCUGGACAUUGAGAGUAAACUGAGCGUAUACUACCGUGCACCAUGGCACCAGCAGAGAAACAUCUUCCUCCCGGCCACAAGGCCGCCCUGUGUGGAGGAGCUGCACCGCCAUGCCAGGCAGAGCCUGCAAGCCCUGCGCAGAGAACACCGGAGCCGGAGUGAUCGCCGGGAGCAGAGAGCUGCUGUCCCCCUUUCCGUAGCGGCUCCUCCACUGCCAGCCUAUCCCCCAGCUCACAGCCAGAGGAGGCGCGAAGUUAAGGACCGGCACUUCUUAACGUUUAACAGCACCCGUUCGCCCUCCCCCACUGAGUGUUGCCACAUGACCCCAUGGAGUAGAAAGUCCCAUCCCCCGGAGGAUGAAGAUACAGAUGUCAUGUUAGGGCAGAGGCCGAAAAACCCAGUACACAAUAUCCCCUCCACGCUGGACAAGCAGACCAACUGGAGCAAAGCACUGCCUCUCCCAACACCAGAGGAGAAGAUGAAACAAGAUGCCCAAGUGAUUUCUUCCUGCAUUAUUCCCAUCAAUGUCACUGGAGUUGGUUUUGACAGAGAGGCUAGUAUACGCUGCUCUCUUGUUCAUUCACAAUCCGUACUACAGCGGAGACGGAAACUGAGGAGGAGGAAAACCAUCUCGGGUAUCCCCAGAAGAGUCCAACAAGAAAUAGAUUCUGAUGAAUCCCCUGUGGCCAGGGAAAGGAAUGUGAUUGUGCACACGAAUCCAGACCCUUCCAACACUGUCAACAGGAGGUCUGGAACCAGGGAUUCAGAGUGCCAAACUGAAGAUAUUCUGAUUGCUGCUCCAUCGAGAAGGAGAAUCAGAGCUCAAAGGGGUCAAAGCAUUGCAGCUUCCCUUUCUCAUUCUGCUGGCAACAUCUCUGCAUUGGCAGACAAAGGCGACAGCAUGUUCACUACUGCAGUGAGCAGCCGUACAAGAUCUCGGAGCCUCCCCCGGGAGGGCAACAGAGGUGGGGAUGCUGAGCCCAAAGUUGGUGCUAAACCCUCAGCAUAUGAAGAGGGGGAGCCUUUCAUGGGCGACCAAGAAAGAACCCCAAAUGAUUGCAGUGAGGCCCCCAGCAGCCCAAGUGCACAGGAACACCAGCCUGCUUUGGGCCUGGCUUGUUCUCAACGUCUUCACAGCCCUCAGCACAAGUUAAAUGAGAGAGGGAGGUCACGUCUGUCCCGAAUGGCUGCUGACUCUGGCAGCUGUGACAUCUCCUCCAACUCAGACACCUUUGGGAGCCCCAUCCACUGCAUCUCCACGGCUGGCGUCCUCCUCAGCAGCCACAUGGACCAGAAAGAUGACCACCAGUCAUCCAGUGGCAACUGGAGUGGGAGCAGCUCCACAUGCCCCUCACAGACCUCAGAGACAAUCCCUCCUGCAGCUUCUCCUCCCCUCACCGGCUCUUCACACUGUGACUCGGAGUUGUCACUCAACACAGCCCCUCAUGCUAAUGAGGAUGCCAAUGUCUUCGUGACAGAGCAGUACAGUGACCACAUGGAUAAAGUGAGAGGCCACCGGGCAAACUCCUUUACCUCCACUGUGGCAGAUCUGCUGGAUGACCCCAACAACAGCAACACCAGUGACAGUGAGUGGAAUUACCUACACCACCAUCACGAUGCCUCCUGCCGCCAGGAUUUUAGUCCUGAUCGCCCCAAGGCAGACAGCCUGGGCUGCCCGAGCUUCACAAGCAUGGCCACUUAUGACAGCUUUCUGGAAAAGUCUCCAUCAGACAAAGCAGACACUAGCUCUCACUUUUCAGUGGACACAGAAGGAUACUACACUUCCAUGCACUUCGACUGUGGUCUCAAAGGCAGUAAGAGUUAUGUCUGUCACUAUGCAGCUUUGGGCCCAGAGAAUGGCCAGGGCAUCGGGGUACCUCCUACUCUUCCGGACUGUGCCUGGCAGGACUACUUAGACCAUAGGAGGCAGGGGAGACCUAGCAUCUCUUUCAGGAAACCAAAGGCAAAGCCGACCCCACCUAAACGUAGUUCAUCACUGAGGAAGUCCGAUGGAAACACAGACAUUUCUGAGAAGAAAGAACCAAAGAUAAGCAGUGGCCAGCUCCUGCCUCACAGUUCCAGGGAAAUGAAGCUGCCUCUUGAUUUCUCCAACACGCCUUCUCGAAUGGAAACUGCCAACCUUCCCACCAAGCAAGAAUCUGCUUGGAUGAACCAGAGUGAACAUGGUAUUAAGGAACCUCAGUUAGACACUUCAGAUACUCCACCAUUCAAAGAUGAAGGUGCUGAAUCAACUCACUAUGCAGAUCUCUGGCUUCUCAAUGACUUGAAAACAAAUGAUCCUUACAGAUCUUUAUCUAAUUCAAGCACUGCUACGGGUACCACAGUUAUUGAAUGCAUCAAAUCUCCAGAGAGCUCUGAAUCCCAAACAUCCCAGUCAGAAUCAAGAGCCACCACCCCAUCCCUUCCUUCUGUUGACAAUGAGUUUAAACUGGCCUCACCAGAAAAACUGGCCGGCUUGGCGUCGCCGUCAAGUGGCUACUCGAGCCAGUCUGAAACACCGACCUCCUCUUUCCCUACAGCUUUCUUUUCCGGUCCACUGUCUCCUGGAGGUAGCAAAAGAAAACCGAAAGUUCCAGAAAGGAAAUCCUCACUACAGCAACCCUCUUUAAAAGAUGGAGCUCUUUCACUGAGUAAAGACCUCGAACUUCCAAUUAUACCUCCUACCCAUCUUGACCUAAGUGCUCUUCAUAGUGUCUUGAAUAAACCAUUCCACCACCGUCACCCACUGCAUGUUUUUACUCAUAGUAAGCAGAACCCAGUAGGAGAAACACUGCGGUCGAAUCCUCCACCAUCCCUUGCAAUUACACCGACAGUCCUGAAAUCUGUUAACCUUAGGUCCAUCAGCAAGUCUGAAGAAGUGAAGCAAAAAGAGGGCAACAACACAGAUCUCCCCUACUUAGAAGACAGCACUCUCACAAUGGCUGCCCUGUCUCCAGGUAAGAUUAAGCCGCAUGUGGCUAAGAAAUCAGUAUCGCGUCAGUACUCCACUGAAGACACCAUACUGUCCUUUUUAGACUCCUCUGCAGUUGAGAUGGGACCAGACAAACUCCAGUUAGAGAAAAAACGUACUUUUGAUGUAAAGAAUCAUUGUGACCCAGAAACAGCAACCUCAGCUGGUAACAAUCUUCUAGAUUCAAGUGUCACAAAAGACCAAAAGCAUAUGGAGAGCGAGCUUAUUCCGGAAAACACACCAAGUAAAAAUUGUGACUUUCCCACAGAAGGAUUUCAGAGGGUCUCUGUUUCCCGCCCAAAUGAUUUGGAUGGUAAAGUACUACAAUAUGGAGCUGGUCCAGAUGGAGCCCUAGCACAGGUGCAGAAGCCAUCCUCUGCAGACUGGGAGGAAGCUGCAUACCCUGAGUCUGUGGAUGUGCUCACAGCUCAGUCAAACUCACCAACCAGACCCACAGACAUAAGCAGUCAACUUAAGCAUCAACUUGGGAUGAGCCGCCAUCAUGACAAAGUGCCUGGGAAUAUCAGCUGUGAAGCAGAGCUAUCAACUGCAAAUUCAUGCCCUGAAAAAUGUUCUGAGCAGGAAAAUAUUGCUUCAGGUAUUUCAGCCAAAAGUGCCUCUGAUAACAGCGGAGCAGAGGAGACCCAAGGAAGUGUGGAUGAGGUUUCACUGAAAGAAUCGUCACCGAGUGAUGACUCUAUGAUUUCACCACUUAGUGAAGACUCUCAGGCUGAAGCAGAAGGUGUGUUCGUGUCUCCAAACAAACCUCGUACAACUGAGGAUUUGUUUGCAGUCAUUCACAGGUCCAAGAGGAAAGUACUUGGAAGAAAAGAUUCUGGGGAUAUGUCCACUCGAAGCAAAUCGAGGGCUUCUCUUGGCAGCAGUAGCAGCAGCAGCGCCGGUUCUGUCACUUUGCCCAACAGCAACGUGACCACCCCAAACAGCCAGAGGUCUCCUGGCCUCAUCUACCGAAAUGCCAAGAAGUCCAACACAUCGAACGAAGAGUUUAAGCUGUUACUCCUCAAGAAAGGAAGUCGCUCGGAUUCUAGUUACCGCAUGUCUGCUACUGAGAUCCUGAAGAGUCCCAUCCUGCCCAAACCUCCUGCAGAGCUCACCGCUGAGUCCCCACAAAGCACCCAUGACGCCCAUCAGGGGGCACCUGGGGCCGAGGCAUUGUCCCCACUCUCUCCAUGCUCCCCAAGAGUUAACGCAGAAGGGUUUUCCUCCAAGAACUUUGCCACCUCAGCAUCGGCAAGGGUUGGCCGUUCCCGAGCGCCCCCUGCGGCCAGCAGCAGUCGCUACAGCGUCCGCUGCAGGCUGUACAAUGCGCCCAUGCAGGCCAUCUCUGAGGGUGAGACAGAAAAUUCUGAUGGGAGCCCACAUGACGACCGAUCCUCCCAGAGCUCAACAUAGGUGGCCCGGGCCAGGCUGGCUGUCAAAGGCCAAAACCCUUAGUCAUAUGAGGAUGUAGGAACAGAACAGAGGACUGGGGAGAAGUCAGCACACCAUGGGGUACCAUCACUGCUUACCAACGAUUUCCUAAAUAUUUGCUGGGGAAAUGGAAGAUCGUCUUUC
Molecule: messenger RNA, 5103 nt
Organism: Callorhinus ursinus (northern fur seal)
Lineage: Eukaryota; Metazoa; Chordata; Mammalia; Carnivora; Otariidae
Gene: NHS
Product: NHS actin remodeling regulator
Biological process (GO): cell differentiation; lens development in camera-type eye
Source: RefSeq, a predicted model, not a curated record